Molecule: messenger RNA, 2609 nt
Organism: Quercus robur (English oak)
Lineage: Eukaryota; Viridiplantae; Streptophyta; Magnoliopsida; Fagales; Fagaceae
Product: cucumisin-like
Exons: 11
Coding region: 228-2444 (738 amino acids)
Biological process (GO): proteolysis
Molecular function (GO): serine-type endopeptidase activity
Source: RefSeq, a predicted model, not a curated record
AUUCAAGCUCAAGCUCUCCAACAAGCAAAGGAACAACACCCUUUCCUCUACUUCCUCUCCCUCUCCCAAUCUUAUCUUCUUCUCACUUCGCGGCUAUGCCACCACCACCUCUUCCCACCAUUGGCUGCCAUUAAUUAUUCCCACGCACCCUGAGCCAUUUCCAGUUAGCUCACCAAAAACAUUUUUUAAGCGCAAUUGCUCUGGCCACAGCAUCACCAUAAAUCAAGAUGUUUACAAUGGCAGGCAAAACCUCAAUUCUCUCAAUGCUGCUCCUCCUCUGCUUUGCCUCCACUCUGCUUAUUGGUCACUCAACUUCUCAGAAUGACAAAAAGGCAUAUAUCGUGUAUAUGGGCAACAAGAGAGAUGAGGUUUCCACAUCAUCUCUUUACACAAGCAUGCUACAAGAUGUCGUUGGCAGUCAUAUUGGAGCAGAAUCUUUACUCUAUAGCUACAAAAGGAGUUUCCAUGGAUUUGCAGUGGAGCUAACUGAGCAAGAAGCUCAAAAAAUGGCUGGAAUGAAUGGGGUGGUGUCAGUAUUCCCUAACCAAAAAAAAGAGCUCCAUACAACAAGGUCAUGGGACUUCCUUGGCCUUCCGAAGCAAGUGGAUAAACCAACAACUGAAAGCGAUGCCAUUAUAGGAGUAUUCGACACUGGAAUUUGGCCGGAGUCUGCUAGCUUUGAUGACAAAGGAUUUGGUCCACCACCUAGCAAAUGGAAGGGCAAGUGCCAAGCCUCAACCAAUUUCACUUGCAACAAUAAAAUCAUUGGAGCAAAAUAUUACCGUAGCGAUAAAUUAUUUGUAGAAGGUGAUAUUAAAUCUCCGAGAGAUUCAGACGGCCAUGGGACACAUGUUGCAUCAAUUGCAGCCGGGAACUUAGUUAACGCAGCCAGCUUAGAAGGCAUUGGUUUUGGAACAGCACGAGGAGGGCUUCCAUCCGCACGAAUUGCCGUGUACAAAAUAUGUUGGUCUUUAGGCUGUAAUGAUGCUGAUAUUCUUGCAGCAUUCGAUGAUGCCAUUGCGGAUGGGAUUGACAUAAUAUCUAUAUCACUUGGUGGAUCUUCUAAGAACUAUUUUACAGAUGCAAUUGCCAUUGGUGCCUUUCAUGCUAUGAGAAAAGGAAUAUUGACAUCAACUUCUGCUGGUAACCGGGGUCCAGAUCUAGCAACCCUCUCAAGCUUCGCCCCAUGGUCUCUUUCUGUGGCUGCAAGCACCACAGACCGAAAGUUCUUCACCGAGGUCCAAUUAGGUAACAACAAGAAAUUUGAGGGAGUUUCAAUUAAUACAUUCGACCUCAAGAAUGGAACGUAUCCAAUAAUUUAUGGUGGAGAUGCACCAAACAAGACAUCAGAAUUUGGUUCUCCCUCCUACGCCAGGACUUGCAACGAUGAUUCUCUGGACAAAAAUUUGGUGAAAGGUAAAAUUGUACUUUGUGAUGGUGAGAAUGAUGGUACUGGGCAACUCUUUGCCGGUGCAGCUGGUACUGUGAUGCAAGGCCGACGCCCCGAUUCCUCUGCUUUCCCAUUUCCCUUGCCUGCAGCUUUCCUUAGCUUGGAGGAUGGUGCAAACAUUUACUCGUACAUAAAUUCGACAAGUAACCCAACUGCGACUAUUCUCAAGACUAAUGCCCGUAAAGAUACAUUUGCCCCUUACAUAGCUGCCUUCUCAUCCAGAGGUCCAAAUCCAGCUGCAAACAACAUUCUCAAGCCGGAUUUAGCUGCACCUGGAGUUGACAUUCUAGCUGCAUGGUCCCCAAUUUCCCCAAUUUCUGAAGUUUCUUUAGAUGAGAGAAAAUUUUCAUAUAAUAUAAUCUCAGGGACAUCAAUGGCUUGCCCACAUGCUUCAGGGGUGGCUGCCUACAUAAAAUCCUUUCACCCCACAUGGUCACCUGCUGCUAUCAUAUCCGCUCUCAAGACUACUGCUAUCCCUAUGGAUGCUGAAAAGAGCUCCGGAGCUGAAUUUGCAUAUGGUGCAGGCAAUAUAAAUCCUCUUAAGGCUUCAAAUCCUGGUUUAAUAUAUGAUAUUGAUGCUCUUGACUACAUAAAUUUUUUGUGUGGACAAGGAUAUAGUACCAAGUUAUUACAAUCUGUUACUGGGGACAAUAGUCGCUGUCCAGAAGGAUCUAAUAGAACAGUCUUUGAUCUAAACUAUCCUUCUUUUGCUCUAUCCAUACAACCCUCAAAUUCAAUAAGUCAUGUUUUCAAUCGGACCGUCACUAAUGUUGGAACAUCACCAUCUACGUACAAAGCUAAUGUGAUCGCCCCAACUGGACUUAGUAUCAAAGUGAACCCUAGUAUUCUAUCAUUUACAUCUUCUGGACAAAAGCAAUCGUUUGCACUCACAAUUGAAGGAACAUUAGAUAAACAAAUGGUCUCUACUUCUUUAGUUUGGGAUGAUGGUACUAACAAAGUGAGGAGCCCCAUUGUUGUGUAUGAGGCAUUUUGAUAUUUUAUAGAUGGUACAUGUAUUACCAAUAUUAAUAAAUCAAAAGCUUUGAGGUAAUAUGCGCAGAAAAAUGAUGUAGUAAGUGAUGAAACACAGAAAAAUUAUUGUAAUUUGAACCUUUGCUCAAUUGAAAUUAGUUAUAAAGAUUAUGUUUUUCUAACCAAA